This is a messenger RNA of Closterium sp. NIES-67, 6727 nucleotides long. The record is from the annotation of a GenBank genome assembly. Lineage: Eukaryota; Viridiplantae; Streptophyta; Zygnematophyceae; Desmidiales; Closteriaceae.
UCCGCCUCCUCUCCUCCUGCAUCUCCGCGCUGCUGCGGCCUCCACUCGCCUCCCGCGCGCGCUGUGUGCCGCAAGCCGUUGUUUGGAUCCGGCACGCUCUCCGCCUAGGCGCAGGCGAGUGCGCGGCCCUCCGUGCGCCGCUUGCUCCUGACACGCGCGGAAAUGUCGCGCGCCAGGGUGCGGUCACGGGGGACAGCGCGCAUUGGGGGCUAGCGGCGACGUGAGCGGCGGGCGGCGAAAGAUAGGUGCAGCGCGCCGGCGGACUGGGCUAGUGUGACUAGAGGCGGAGGCCGGUCACGAGAUCACUGCGACGACAAACUCUCGCGCGCGCGCCCAGAAGCAUGCAGACAUACAGGGGACGUUUGUGAGGCGCUUUAAACAGCCCUCCUCACGCGCGUGCUUACCUGGACGUCUCCGGGCACACAACAGGAGACGCGAAACAGUCCGGCGAGCGGGGGGUUGCGGAUCAGCGCCGGGAAUACAACACAAGGGCCGGGGGCGGGCGGGCGGGCGAGGGCGGCGGCGGGCGGAGGAGGCGCAGCAGCGUCAGGAGCGGGAGGCGCGUCAGCGUCACGUGCGGCAGAGGAGGCGGUGAUAGAGCGCGCGAUAGAGGCGCAGGUGCCGUGGCACCAGCUGCCGCAGCGCACGCGCAUCCUCCUGGGCACCAUGGACAUGUACCUGCAGCGCAUGAUGGCGUACUCGCUGCGCAUGCAGCGGCCAUGGCAGGCGCAGGUGCUGGCGCCCAUCUGCUCCGAGCACGACUACUAUCUCGACCUCCUCUCCAUCCUGCACCACAACCAAGACGUGUUUCCGUACCAUCUGAGCGCGUACAUCUGUGGCGUGCUGCGCAUCUCGCCCUUCCGCUUCUACCGAGACAUGCUCGUUGACGCCAUGGCGCAGGAGCGGUCGUACGACAGUCUGCCGAACAUCACAGCGGCAGACGUGGUGCGCGAGAUGGGAGUGGGGCGCAACCAGUACCUGCACACCAUGCUCGCCGCCCGGUCCACGCUGAUGUGGCGGCUGAGCCGCAAGCAGCAGUUGAGGGACUGUCUACCGCAGCAGCCAGUGCCAGAUGGGGCACUGCAGCCGUGGUGGGGGGUGUGCGCUGUGGCCGUCCAGCCCGACGACCUGCAGGGGCUCUCCCCCGACGAGCUCUACUCGCUGCAGCUGCUGCAGCACACGGAGGGUGGGAGGUUGCUGGUGGGGGAGAUGCGCGAGGACGUGGUGCGCCAGCUGUACUGCCGCCACCUCGUGUAUCUCGAUGUGCCCGUUCUCCCCUCUGACCGCGUGCAGCUGCUCCCCCUGGAUGGUUUCGUGUCCAACCGCAACACUCAAGGGGCCCGGGACGUGGAGAAGCUGUUCUAUGACCUGCUAGUAGCAGCGAGCCACACAACCACAGUGGCGGCCCUAGCAGACACCCUCCAGGUGCCCCUGCACCGCCUGCUCCCCAUCGUCUCCCUCGCAUGCCGCCUCCGCUGGGCCGAGAAGCUCCCUCCCCUGCCCUCCCCCCCCCGCGCUCCGCCUAGCCCCCUGCCGCUAACCAGCACACAGGCUUCGUUGGACUCUCCUGGUGUGGCCCCUGUGGAGGAUGGGGGGGAGAGUGAUGUAUGUGUGGAUGACACAGAUGCUCCUGCUGCUGCUGCUGUUGAGAUUGGUGUUGGCGGAGCGGGCAUGAGCAGUGGUUUGCAGAUGGCAGCACAGGCCACAGAAGCUGCCACACACAGGCCUGUGCCUGCUGUCGCAUCCACUGCUGGCACUCCACGUUCCACUGCAGCUGGAGUUGCAAAACCGUGGGACAGUGGAGCUAUGGGUGAUGUAGCAGCGGGUGACAUAAGAAGCAGUGCGGACUGCCUGAUGCCCCAUGCAGCAUUGCAUGCAGAAAUGCAUUCAGCGCCCGCAGCAAUUAUAUUCCCUGCUUCCAUGCAUGAAACCAUUUGCAGCCCUCUCACCAACAUUCCCCUGCCACCUGAACCCACCCUUCCACAUCCUUUCCCCCCACCAGUACCCUUCCCCUCCCCAACCCUAGCCCUCGCGCCCACCCUAAUCUCCUCUCCCCAUCUCUCCCGCAACCCCAGCUCCUGCAGCAGCAGCAGCGCUUUGGGCUUGGGAGGGGGAGCAGUUGGGAGAGGAGCGGGCACAGGGACGGGGCCGGUGGUAGGCGCAGCAGGAGGAGGGGCAGAGGCGAGUGCUGGCUUGAUUGGAGGGGCAGGAGUGGGGGUGGGGCCGGUGGGAGGAGCGGGGGAGGGGGAUGGGCAGCAGCAACGAGUGAGCGUGGCUCUGCUGGUGGAUGCACGCAUCACAUCGUUCCUCAUGAUGGGAUCCUUUUCCCAUGAUCUGAAGCGGCACGCAGUGAUGCUAUUUGAGGCGGGCAAGCUAGCAGAGCCGCAGGUGCUGCAGCUGUGGGAGCAGCUGCUGCUCGUGGAAAGCAGCCCUGACCUCGCAGGGGACCUGUUGCGCCUUCGCACCCUCGCCUCCUGCCUCCGCUGCGCCAUUGCUACCCUGCGCUCCCUCUCCCUUCCCUCUUCCCUUUCGUCCUCCUUGUCCUCCCCCUCUCGCUCCUCUUCGUCUCCUUCUUUCUCCUCCUCUGCUGCCCUCUCACUGCCUCCCCAACUUCAACCACUGGUGAACCACCAAGGCCCUGCUAGUGGGAGGGCAGGGGCGGAUGGGGAGGAGCAGGAGGAGGAGGAGGGGGAGGGGCGGAUUGCAGUGGAGGAUAGGACGGAGAGGGAGGAAGAGGGAGGUGCAGCGCAGGGAGAUAGCCACAUUCACGGCCAUGGGAGCAUAGAGGAUUGGCAAGGCACAGUAGGCACAGAAACGGCUGACGAGACAUCAUGGAGGGCCAUAUUCUCCCCUCCUCGUGCGUCCUCUCUCCCUGAAACUGCUGCUGGUUCUGCUGACUUUGCCAGUGCUGCUGGCCCACUCGCUCCCGUGCUGCAUGACUUGCCCGUGCUUGCAUCAGCUGAUGAUCUCUCAUUGCCAGCAGCAGCAUCUGGAGCAGCAGCAGCAGCAGAAGGAGCGGCAGUAGCAGCGGCAGCAGCAGCAGCAGCAGGAGCGGCAGUAGCAGAAGGAGCAACCGCAACUGCUGUCCCAUCAGCAUCAGCAUCAAGAGGCGACACCUCGUCUGUGGGGCCUGGGGAUGGAAUGGAAACAGCUACCUCUCUGCACCCAUCCGUAACUGGAAGAAACUCCUCCCCAGCACCAGCUGGCGCUACUGGUUCUGCUGCCUCCUCUGGUGCAGCCACUACAAGUGCCACCACCACCACCAUAAUCAGCACAUCCAACAACACUACCUUCCUCCCAAGCGCAUCUCCUUCCCCUGACUGCCCGUCCCCCAUGCCUCCUCACCGUGCCCUUACCCCCUCACACCUCACCCCUCCUCCGGCCAUCAUCACCUCUCCACGCUCCCCUCACUCCUCUUCCACCACCCCUCGCUCUACCAACCCCCACUCUGCCUCCUCAUGGUCCCACCGACUCAGGCAAGCUGCAGGGGCCGCGGGAGCGCGACUGUCAGAGUCACUCUCCAGGCCCCCGUCAGGUCCACUGCAAGGGCCAGUUUCUGAAUCAGUAGCCCCCUCUCUCCACCUUCCCUCGCUCUCCUCCCUCUCCUCCUUCUCCUCGCUCUCCUCGCUGCACCUCUCCCACAGCAGCAUCUCCCAGGCGCUGACAGAGGUGGCCGGGACCAUGGCAGGCAGUGUGGCAGACAGAGUGUCAGCCGCUGCUGACUCUCUCGCUGCUGCCAUCACGCCAAGGGGGGCCCCGGCACGUCAUGAGGUGCUGUUACACACCCCACGCUCCCAGGGCGGAGCAAGGGGAGGGGAUGGGGUGCAAGAGAGAGCAAAAGCAACAAGUAUGGGCAGGUCCAAUUCAGAUGGUACUCCGCGGCAUCAUUCCCCUGUGACCAGCAUUCGUCCUGGUUUAAUCACGAAAAAUUGCUUAGAAAAGUCUCCGCCUCUCCCGUCUAACCGAGUGGAGAUUAUUCGGGGGGAGAGUCUGGCGUGCCUCUCCCCGUCCAUCCGCCAUCGGCUGCUGUGCCGCGACUACCAUGUCAUUGUCUCCGCUCUCCCACUCCUCCCCUCCGCCAUGCUCACACCUCCCUUCCCUGACUUGCCCCCUGCUGCAUCUACCACUGCCACUGCAGUAGCUGCAUUUGCGGUGGCACCUGCAGCAGGCAUUGUUUUCCUUCCUCCUGCUGCUGCUGCUGCUGCUGCUGCUGCGCCUGUUACACCUGGGGACCCCUCUUUGACCGCUGCCAGCAUCAUCUCUCCCCACAGCUCCUCUGUGCUUCCGCUCCCCCUAAUGCUCUCUCCAUCUGCAGCAACCACAGCGCUAGCACAGGACAUAGAUUCACCUGCGCUUCCCACACCAGCAGCAGCAAUACCACCACCAGCAGCAUCCCCACCAGCAGGCCCAGCAGCAAACCCAGCAGCAGCAGCAGCGGUGGCGCACUAUGGAUCCCCUGCGCCUGCCUUUGCCACGCCAUGGCUGAAGCUGCUCCUCUACGUGCUCGCCCGCUCCGGCCCUCUCACUGUCAUUCUCGUGCGCGGGCAGAGGCUCAGACACCUGCCCAUGGUGCUGCGCGCAUGCGAGUGCGCCCUGGCGGUGGGGGGGUUGACAGUGGUGCCUGGAGGCGUGUUGCUGCAUGUGCUGAACACGCUGCUGGUGCGGUCAGCUGUGAUGGUUCAGCCUCUCGCAAGUACUCGGUAUUCCAUCAGACACAUACCACUGCCUCUCCUCCCCACGCCCCGGCACAAUGUUGAUCCAGGAUGUGCUGCUGAUGGUGAUGCUGCAGCAUAUGCUGCUGACGACGAUUCUGCAGGAACAUGUGUUCUGUUACGUGAGACAUCAGGAGCAGACAAAGCGGAGGCAGACAAACCAGAGGCAGACAAGGCAGGGGCAGAGAAAGCAGGGGCAGAGAAAGCAGGGGCAGCUCACGUGGGCCAGGGCGGCAUGGCUUGGGGUGGCAGCACGAGUGUGACUGCAGGGGAGGGCGAGGUGGACGAGGGGAAGGACCUUGACACAGGAAGGGGGAGGGCUGCAGAGCAGGAGAGGGAAAAGGAGGUCGGUAGAGAAAGGGAGGGGGCGGAAGGAGGAGGACAGCAGCUGGUGGGAAUGAGGAGUAUCGAGCGAGUGGCGCAUCGCCUGGGGCUGACAGGCAUGGGCGUGCUCACACUCAUGCAAGUGGCCAGAAAGAAUGGCGAACCAAGCACCCUAAUGGCAGUGGGAGUGGAGAAUGGUGCUGGCAUGGCAGAGCGUGUCAAUCAGCAUGCUUGCAGCGGUGGUGGCAGUGCGGAUGCUGCUGCUGCUGAGGAGAGCGGAGUUGCCUGUGAUGCUAUCGAGCCUGAGAGGGACUGGGUGCCUCACUCGCUCAGUCUUGGCUUGCCACUCUUUGAUGCCGUGCUCUGUGCUCAGGUGUGCAGCGCCGCCCAUCAAGCGUCUCUCCUGCACGAUUCCCAGCGGCAGCAGCAGCUGGCAGCAGCAGCCACCACGCGCGCUCUUCUCCUCGCUCUUAUCCGAGACCUGCGCCCCCACAGCGCCCUCUGCCACGCUGUCUCCCGGCUGCACGCGCACCGAAUCAUCGCGUUUCAACACAAGUGGAUGCUUGCGGGAGAGGGUGGGAAGCUGUGCGACUGGGUAGGGGGAGGUAGAUAUGGGAGGCGGUUGAGAUGGGGGGGAGGGAGUGGAGAGGAGCAUGCGGACAGUGGCAACGGCAGCGGCCCUGGCGUGGAAGAGAGAGAUGCGUCUGCUGAGCGGUGGGAGCAGGCAAAAGAGAGUGAGGGCACGGGCUGUGGGAGUGGGAGCAGGAGGCAGGCAGAUGGUGCAGUGAGUGUGGGAGCAUGCUUUGGGAACAAGGCCGGUGCUGGCAGGAGCUGUGGGUGCUGCAGGGACGGGUGUGGAGGCAGCGCGAGGCAUAGUAUGGGGGGCAGAACGAGGGGCAGCGGGCAUGGCAGUGGUCUGUUUAUCUGUGUGCAUCUGAUAGCAGGGCACUGCAUGCAGGGCGGGUGCAGAGAGGCUCACAGGGUGCAGCGCAGUCGCUCGUCAUCAAAGUCGUUGUCAAACAACAAGCGAACAAACCCCCCACCAGCAGACACCGGAGAGCACCUGGAGCCGCCAAGCAUUGCGUGCACGCAGGUCCGAGCGAGCUGUGACUGUGCAGCAGAGGAGAGUCUGACCUCGCCAGUGGGUGCAACUCCGCCUGCCAUGUCUGACCAUUUGAUCCCUGCUGACAUGUGUCGCUGCUACUCUUCUUGUAGCAGUGAUGACUUGAAGGAUGAUGCUGCUGGUGCUGGUAAUGUUGGUGUUGGUGCUGGCAGUGGUGGUGCUGGUGCGGGUGGUGAUGGUUAUCAUGAGACCGAGGAGGAAGAAGAUGUUGAUGACGACGACGAACUCACAUCGCUGGUUCUCCCUGGUUUGAACCUCUACUUCGACGGCACCUCCCUCUGGCCUCUUGACCUCUCCUCGUUCCGCCAGGGAAGCGUGCUGCCAAGAAUAGUGCCACCGCCUAAUCGCACCAGAAAGCAGGAAGGCAGAUAGAUACUGAUCGGCUGGAAAAGAGCCAUAGGAUCUUUGGCAGAGACGAAGUCCUUCAGAAGAUAGAGUGCUUGUUCGCACAGCGGAAGUCUGAGUUGAACCCUUGUACUACUAUGUGAGAACUGUUGGGCUGAGAAAAGCCCUUAGGAUCUUUUCAGAGACUAAGUCCCACUUGUACAAGAUGCUUGAGUAAUGCAGC